AUGGACGGCGAAGAACUCGAAACGCCGAUCUUUUCCUUCACCGCCAUUGUUCAGAGACGUGAGCAGGAGGCAGCCAUGGUCGGUUUUGAAUUUUGAACCGGAAUUAUUGUUCUGGUAACGUUGGAAAAAAACUUAUCCGAGAAAUUAUUAUAUUCUCGAAGAUAAAUCUUCGAAAUUGUCAGCAAAGCCUUAAAUAUCUCCUUAAGUUUUUCUCAAAGAUAGAAAAAAGAAUGAAUUUCGUUUAAAAUGUCAUAAAAAAUUGUUAAGAAAUGCUUUGCACCUUCUUAUCAUAUUUAUUCUUGGAUGUUCAACAGCUCCCUUUCUGACAUUUUUGUUCACUGUUUUUCAUCCUCGAAGAAGUUUUUUUUUCAGAAGACAGGGAGAAUGUCUUUCGAAAUCUUGUCAGAAUACUCUAACUUUUUUUUUAUCGAAAAAAGAAUCUCUUCGUGCUGUCGGAACGGUCCGCGUCAUUUCUUAUCUAUUCAUUUUUGCGGGGCUUUUUUGGUGAUAAAAUGCUUUUAUCAUUCAACCAGACAUUUUCAAAAGGUUGGAGAACUUCAACAUAAAAAAUUUGAUAGGUGCAUAGUUUUUGGUUUUAACUUUGAAAGAAGCUUCUCAUGGCUAGGAUGUUUUAUUUUGUCUUUUGCAGGUAUCAGAGUCGAGGAACAGCAUCAUGGCUGUCUCGCAUGACGAGGUUCGUUUCGAAUAGAAAGUAACAGAUUUUCAAGGGAUUCUGAGAAUUAUAUAUGUUGGAGACAAGUUUCAAAACAGAACUUUGGCUGGGUUUAAUGAAUGACACAGGAGAUUGAGUUGAUCGUCGAAAAAGUCGCGAGAAAAAGGAAAUCUAAGAUAUCUUGAGAAGUUUAGAAAACUGAGAUUUAAGAAAAGUAAAUGAAGAAUUUUAGGCACUCUUGAUUUCAGGCACUAGCUGAACAGAGGUGAUUGAUAUCUAACGAAAAAAAAAAACCGUAUUUUUAACCGAGAUAAUGAUCGAUUUAUUUCUGUUGGAAAGUGGGAAAACGAUUUAUUUGUUAUGUUCGAAGAGAAUUCGUAAGGAACGGCGAAAUUCAAGGCUCACUUUUCAUUUGAGUUAUAGAAGCGAAAAAGUUUCUGCAAAAUUGUUUAAAUUUGUAGACAAAAUCGGGAGAAUCUUCGAUUAGUCGGGAAGUUUUUUCUAAGGGCUUUUCGGGAGUGUUUGUCAGUUUUGAUUUUCGCCUUCUUUUUUUUAUUAAAAAAAUAAUCACUUAGAAAUAUAUUUAUAGAACAUAUGCUAAGUCUUCGACAUUUAUAAGAGUAUUCAAUGCAGAUUCUCGCGAAUCAAGUGACUCCUGAAAAGUGGUCGAUGGGCGAAAAACGAAAGACGACGCCGAUGAACUGCAGCCCCAGCAAACAGUGCAAACGCAGGAGGUUCCGAGAAACAGAAAUAAAACAUGAAAAAAAACCAAAACUCUAUACAGCUCAAUUCCCGAUAAAUUUCAUAAUGUUCUUUCCACAUAAAUAUUGCGAAUUUCGAUAUUGCCGGAAUCUUUCCAGAAAAAUCGAAACAUGAAAAAAAAACCAUAUUUUCAGUGUGUUUUCGAACUUCUUGGAAGAACAGUUAAUGGAAAGAUGUCAUUUUUUCAGAGAAAGACUUUCUGAAAAGAUCGCGACGUUCGUUUUCAUGGACCUCGAGACGACUGGAAUUUUCGAAGGUGGCUCAAAACCUCACUUUUUUCGUUUCAUCGAAUUCAGAAGGCUCUUCUCGAAUGCACGUCAACGCGGAGACGACCAAAACGACGGAACAAUUCACGAAUUUCCUCAACCAUUCUAUAAUAAACAGUUUGGUUCAAGAGAAUUUCGCUGCAAUCGAAACUUGGUUUUCAGCCAGACAGUCCGACUACCCACGGAUCACUGAAAUGUCGUUCGUUUCCGUCCAAAGACCGACUCUGGUCGAACUCCGAGAAGCCAUGGAAGCACUUUCAGAGAAGGAGGUUUGAAAUUUGAAUUGGUUCUCACUGAGUUCAACUUCGAUUUUCGAUUGAUUAUUCGAAUUGAGGAGGCCGCAAAGGUCUUUUCGGACUCUCUGUAAACUUCUCUGAGUCAUGAACUGAACGCUUUCCAGCAUAAUGAAUGCUCUCGAGUUGAGGAUUUUUCAGCCAGAAGCUUGUCUGAAAAUGAAAGUUCCGUGCAACGUGCACACAAGGCAGAUCAAUCCGAAGUUGACUGCCGCCGAGUGGUCCGUUUACGAAGCCAAGCGGACAGGAGCCAAGAAAGGAAGUCAGUGAUUCGACGUCUUCUGAAAACUAGAACAAUCUGAACAGAAAAGAAUGAAAGAGAUCCGAAGUUCGAUUUUCUUUCUCAUGGAGGAUCAAUAAAGUUUUCUUUCACAGAGAGACUUUUUGAACUUUCCAUUUUUUUUCACUUAGUUCCUCACUUUUACAAAGCUGCCUCAGGGAAGAAUAUUUCUUGUUUACAGUCCUGGUUCACGCGCAGAGAACCCUUCAGCUGAAAAACACGUUCGAACAAGAAUGGCCCUCGGUUGUACAGUUCUUGGACAUGUGUCCCAAGCCCGUCUGCAUGGGUUUUCCUUUUUUUCGCUUCUGAAUCGAAUCCUUUCAUUUCAGUUGCGCACAAUGGUAUCUAUUUCGACUUCCGAAUUCUUUACGGCGAAAUAAAAAGAGCCAACUAUUUGGAGCGCUACAAGAUCCCCGAUGACGUAAGUUUUUCGUGGUUAGAAUGUUUGACGGAAAACAAUUUUAGUAUAGGUAUCAUAUUGAAUUAAAUUUUCGGGUUUUUUUAAAUGAUUUUUAUAAGUUGAUCCUUUUUUAGUUAGGAUAAAGAGCAGACUCUGCUUUUUUAACUGAAAUUUAGUUUUUCUUCUUCAAAUGUUUUAGAAGGCGCGCAAAAGAGAUAACUGACAUAUAGUUCUUCCUAGAUCAAUAAGCAUUUUCCCAUGUGAAUGAAAUAAAUGAAUGUUAUUAUGAGUAAAAAUCGCCUCAGCAUUUUUCUCUCAUAGAGAAUAAUUACAUAGUUCUGGUAUUUUUUUGGAUCAGGUGCAUCAAAAAGGAUAUCUAUGCGAAAAAAGUAUUCGAAAAAAAAUAAUAGAAAGAUAUAGCCUUUUAAAACCUUUUCAAAUAACAUACCGAAAUCAGGUUCUGUUCAUCGACAGCUGGGUUAUGAUCAAACAAUUGGAGGAACGUUACUACAACGACUUGCAGACAAUUAUUCGAGGCAUUAAAUGGAACGGUUCGUUUGAAUACUCUUUUCUUGGGUCGACAAUUUCAAAUUGAUAAUUAAAAAAAGUUUUUUUCUUAAAGCUCUGCAUAGUUUGACAAAAAAAUAAGAGAAUAAAACCCUUGAAGAAAGAAAAAAAACUUUGAAUAUUCCUAUAUUUCCAGAUGUCUUCAGAAAUCAUAACGCAAAAGUUACCGCACAACAAGCGGAAAAGUCAACUGGAGACGAAGAUUCUCUAGAAGAAGCAGUGGCGAGCAUCCGGUUUGCUAUUGAACAUGCAAUUCUAGUUGAGAAUUUAUUGAUUUCAGAGCUCAGAAGAAUUCCACAGACCAUCCCUUGAUGCAUAUGAACGUGGACGAUUGGUCCUUGGCCAGAAAACGCCGCACGAAACCUGAAUAUUUCAGGUGACAUUCAGAAAUAUUGCUAUGAAGAAAGAAAUGUUUGAGAGUGAUCCUCGAGGAUAAAUGGGACUUCAACAAAGACGCCGCCCUGAAGGCCGCGAAAAGCGUCUCCGCUGUCUAUAAAGAUGUAUGUUUCCAUUCGAAACGAGAAUCUCUUUUCCUGUCUUUGCAGGUAAUUAAAGGACCCUAUGAUGCUCAUUAUGCACAAGACGAUUCCGAAGCAUUGCUGCAGGUUUUUCUUUCUUCCUCAGUUCAAAAAUCGCCCUUUUUGCAGAUUUGCUUGGCCUACGGCGUCGAUUUCCUCAACUACGCUGACAACCGAGCAGCCGACUUUCCAUUCUAA
Molecule: messenger RNA, 3957 nt
Organism: Caenorhabditis auriculariae
Lineage: Eukaryota; Metazoa; Nematoda; Chromadorea; Rhabditida; Rhabditidae
Source: the annotation of a GenBank genome assembly